Messenger RNA from Drosophila ananassae, 4061 nucleotides. RefSeq names its product RNA-binding protein 25. Gene Ontology annotation, cellular component: spliceosomal complex. The coding region runs from base 384 to 3497 and encodes 1037 amino acids. Gene Ontology annotation, molecular function: mRNA binding. Lineage: Eukaryota; Metazoa; Arthropoda; Insecta; Diptera; Drosophilidae. The transcript has 6 exons. Gene Ontology annotation, biological process: mRNA processing; regulation of alternative mRNA splicing, via spliceosome. The record is from RefSeq and is a predicted model, not a curated record.
UGCCAACCGAUAGAAGCUUGUUAGACAUACACAUCUCUAGAGCAGCGGCCGCAGAGUUGUGAAAAAGAAGAUUGGAUUCGAUUUUUUUUUAGUUUUCGGCGUGUUUUUUGCAUGCCUUUGUGGAACCAGCUACUCCAGGACUAGAAGCAGGCCAUCCGGCAGUGAACUCAAUCAAUUUUAGUGAUUUUGAGUUACUAAAACCCAAUAGUACACCAUAAUUCAACGCACAUUCCCACUCUUUUGCGUGUGUGUGUCGUGUCUGUGUGUGUGCGUGUGCGUGCCUGGUGCGUUUGUCUGUGUGUGUGUGUAAUUUGUCGGCUUUAAUUUGCAAGCACGCCAGUAGUUGCGAUUUGAAAACUAUCUGAAACCGGAGAGCAGGCGAAAUGUCGUACCCACCAAGGGCGCCCAUGCCGCCCUACUUGAAUCCCUCGAUUCCGCCCCCGCACAUGAUGCCGAACAUGGGAAAUCCUCCGCCUCGAAGUUUUCGCAACUCUGCAACAAUCAGCUCACAGCCGACAGUUUACCAUCGCCCGCCAGAGCCGCAGCCUCAAUUCCGGGGACCCAUCAUCACCGUCUUCGUGGGCAACAUCAGCGAACGCGUUCCGGAGGCCCUCCUCAAACGAAUCCUGGCCACCUGCGGUGUGGUGAUCAAUUGGAAACGCGUUUCCACCUUCGGAUUCUGCGAGUUCGAUGGGCCCAUUGCAGCCAUGAGAGCGGUUCGCCUGCUCAGUGAAAUGGAGAUCGAUGGCAAGAAGCUGGUGGCCAAGGUGGAUGCCAAGAAUAAAGUUCUGAUCGAGGACUACAAAGAAAAGGAGUGCAAAAACGGAGAUGGCGGCAGUUCCGUGGAUGAAAAGACGGAGGACGAGUACGCUGUCAGUCAGAUGCACGAUCUGCUGGAGGAGCACAAGCACGAGUUCGAAGGAUUCGAUGGGAGCACCCGCGGCGAUCUCUACGGUAGCACUAACCGGAACAAGAAGACGCGCCGCGACGACGACAUCAAAAUCAAGGUGAUGAACGACAACGCUCUCGAGGAGGAGAAACGUAAUCUAAUCAGCAGCGAGAUCGGAAAAUUCCGAAUGCGUGCCGAGGCCGACGAGCACCGCAAGGAGCUGGAGAAGGAGAAGGAGAAAGAGAAGCUGGCGGCGAGUAAGGAGAAGGAGCGGGACAAGGAGCGCAAGAAGCAACAGCGGGAAAGCGAGCGCUCCAGUAAGUCCUCCUCCAGCAAGUCUGGCUCAGCGACUGCCGCUGGAAGCUCAACUACAGCCAAGGAAAGCGGCGAGAUUGUGGAAAUAGACGAUAAGGACACACCAUCCGCCACCAAGGAUUCAUCGGCCUCGAAGGAGACAAAGGAGUCCUCAUCGGGUGGACGCAGCAGUGGUAGCAGUCGCAACAAGGACUCUGCCAGUGCGGAAACACACAAGGAGCGACGAGCAGACUCCAAGGAAUCCAGACGCCGCCGCUCCAAGUCCCGGUCGAAAGAUCGUGAACGGGAGCGCGAAAUCCGAGAGCGUGAGAGGGAACGGGAGCGGGAAAGGGAGCGCGAACGGGAACGGGAGCAGCGGGAACGUGAACGAGUCGAGAUGCGGGAACGUGAACGGGAAAGAAAUGAGAUGCGGGAACGGGAGCGUGAAAGGGAGAGGGAAAGGGAACGCGACCGGGAGCGUGAACGGGAACGCGAGGAGAAGGUCCUGAAGCCGGUACGCGACUCCCGCCGCGAAAAAGAGAUGGAGGAGGAGUUGAGGGAGCGCAAAAAGGCCGAAAAGAAGGCUCGUGAGAAGGAGGCAGCCUACCAGGAGCGUCUCUCGAACUGGGAGAUUCGCGAGAAGCGCAAGGCCAAGGAGAACGAGAAGUACCGUCUGAAGGAGCUGCUGCGCCAGGAGGAACGUGAGAUGGACGCUAAGCGGCUGAAGGAGUUCGUCGAGGAUUACGAUGACGAGCGAGAUGACUCUCUGUAUUAUCGUGGCCGUGAGCUGCAACAGCGUUUGGCGGAGCGAGUGCGCGAGGCUGAUGCCGAUUCUUUGGAUCGCGAGAAGGAGGCCGACGAACUGGCCGAGCUCAAGAACAAGAUCUUCAGCGGCGAGUUUGAAAAUCCCUCGCUGGAGUAUGAGAAGGCGCGGCGCGAAAUCGAGAAGCUGUACGAGCCUCGCAUCCUGAUCAACGUCAACCAGGAUUCGGUGGCUGGCAAUACGGCGGUGCGUGGCAAGCAAGCUGCCUCAGCCGCCGGGGAAAGUGGCACACCAUCGAAUCUAUCGUCCGGUGGGCAAAAGCAGCGCAAAAACCCAUCGUCCUCGGAGAGCUACGAUCCGAACCUAGCCGGCCACAACGAGGAUUCCAUAUCGAACGACGACCACGCCUCCAUGGCGGACACAGCCUCCAAUGCUAGCGGUGGCUAUGCCAAGAAUAACAAUAACGAGAAGUCCCUGUCGUCGCGCCAAAAUAGUAUCAGUCGCCAGAACAGCGAGUCCCGCGACUCGCUCUCCCACAUCCACACGCCGACCCAGUCGGCCAUGCUGAACGACCAGGGUUCUGGGUCCGGAUCUGGAUCAGGGCCCGGGUCAGCGCAUGAUGCCCACCUGCCCUCGGCCACACCGCCCAUGACCAUGCCCCUCAUUUCGCUGACGUUGGGCAACAACCUGAAGAAGAAAAAGAUUGAGGCCACCGGCGUCUUCGUCAACGACGACGACAAUGACGAGAACAUCAAUCCCAAGAAGCGCAAACUGGUGCCUCUAGACUACGAUGACAACAUGAGCAACAGUACGCCAUUGGGCCAUCCAGCUGGCGAUGUUGGGAGCAGUGAGGGCGGUGGGAAGAGCAGCAGCAAUAGCAACAGCUCAGCGGAUCGUCAUAGCUCAGCCGUGUCGGCGGCAACUGCUGCAGCCGCUGCCGUUAGCCAGAAGAUUGCCCAGGCUGGGUCCGGGACGGGAUCCGGUACGGGUUCCACCGGUAAUGGCAAUGGCAAGAGCAACAGCAACAGUGGCAGCAAUAGCCACAGCCAUAGCAACAGCGGCGGCAGCAGUAAACACAACAGCAGCGGCGGCGGCAGCAGCAGCAGCAGCAAACAUGGUAAGAAUGAUGCAGCUGCAUCUGCGAGCAGUAGUAGCGCAGAUGCUGCCGCUACAAACACCAAAAAGGAUGAGAAUGGUGCAAAGGUGUAUGAUGAAAAACGGCGGCAUAUAAAAAGCAUUAUUGACAGGAUACCGACGCAAAAGGAGGAGCUAUUUAAUUAUAAGCUUGACCGCAACGAGAUUGACAGCGGUCUAAUGGAACGCAAAAUACGUCCAUGGAUCAAUAAGAAAAUCAUCGAAUAUAUCGGUGAACCGGAGCCGACGCUUGUGGACUUUAUAUGUUCCAAAGUGUUGGCCGGCAGUCCGCCCCAAAGUAUCCUGGACGAUGUUCAAAUGGUAUUGGAUGAGGAGGCUGAAGUGUUUGUGGUGAAAAUGUGGCGACUGCUUAUCUACGAACUGGAUGCCAAGAAGAGCGGCAUUGCGGGGAAAUAGAGCGCGGAUGCAAUACCAGCAAUUCCGGGGUCAGGGCGGGAAAAAGGCUGCGGAUCCAGGGAUCAUCGUGCGAGAAGAAGGAUCAAGGCCCUGAUUAAAUAGACUUAAGUUAAUGCUUCAAAUUGUACAUAUUGUGCGGCGUAACCCCGAAAUUAUGUUGAGCUUUCUCUUCUAAGACCCUCCUCUUAUUAGAGUAAAUAAAAAGCGACCAGGGGAACAUAAAAAAACAAAAAAAAGAGCAAUUCCGUACGCUCAUUGAUUUCUCAGUCCACCCUGUUAGUGUUAGCGAUAAUUGCUAAAUUUAAUCAUCGAUAAAUGUAAAUACACUCCAAAUUCACUUUAAAAACACCCACACAAAAACCACCCAAACAGAACGUCAAAAAGCAAUAGUCCUACAACGAGAAUACCGUAGACCAUUUACAUUUCGGUUUCUUUUUGUCCCAAUUAUUCUUUAUCGUGUUAUCGCAUCAAAAUCCGCUGUCCUUUCAGGCGACACCUUUUUUAUCCGGACCAUCUUUGACUUGAGAGCAAACAAAUAAAUCAUUAAAUAAAAAUACCCAUCUA